This is a messenger RNA of Dipodomys spectabilis (banner-tailed kangaroo rat), 339 nucleotides long. Its product is annotated as ubiquitin-like protein 5. Gene Ontology annotation, molecular function: protein tag activity; protein binding. NCBI's taxonomy places the organism in Eukaryota, Metazoa, Chordata, Mammalia, Rodentia, Heteromyidae. The record is from RefSeq and is a predicted model, not a curated record. Gene Ontology annotation, cellular component: nucleus; cytoplasm. Gene Ontology annotation, biological process: protein modification process; mRNA splicing, via spliceosome. The transcript has a single exon.
GUUCCUGACAGGAUGAUGGAGGUUGUUUGCAACAACCGCCUGGGCAAGAAAGUCCGCAUUAAGGGCAACACCGAUGACACCAUCGGGGACCUGAAAAAGCUCAUCGCUGCCCAAACUGGCACCUGAGGAAACAAGAUUGUUUUGAAGAAAUAGUACACCAUUUUCAAGCACCAGGUGUCUCUGGCUGACUAUGAAAUCCAUGAUGGCAUGAGGCUGGAACUUUACUACCAGUAAAGAAAAGCUUCUUCCCAUGUCCUCUUCCUGUCCCCAACCUGACCUCUCCCAUUAAUAUGAAUGCUUGUUUUGGAAAACUCACAUGAAGAAAGAUUUAGAUGCUGA